Molecule: messenger RNA, 1098 nt
Organism: Macrosiphum euphorbiae (potato aphid)
Lineage: Eukaryota; Metazoa; Arthropoda; Insecta; Hemiptera; Aphididae
Source: the annotation of a GenBank genome assembly
AUGGAACAAUUUUGGCACGGUUUGUUGAUCAGUUGUAUCUUCACGGCGACGGUUUGCAGUUCGGAAGACACGAUACCAAGACGAGAAGUUCCGAAUUCUGACGAAUAUCAAGACGAAAUCACCGCUGCCGAAGAUCACGAACACCAUCGGAUCAUCAUCGUGGUGCCCAAAGAAGUGCCGCAGCACGUGAAUCACGUGCACACGUACAAGCUGGCCGGCAAGGGCAUACCGCUUAUCCACUCCGGCAAAGUGGUGCACGACCACAAGCACAGCGGCAAGGUGGCGCACGAGCACGGGCACGCGGGCAAAGCCGUUCACAGCCACAAGCACAGCGGCGCGUACGGCCACCAGCACAAGCACCUCGGGUACAUGGGGCACAAGCACUUCGGCAAAGUGGGCGUCGUCGGGCACGGGCACAAGCCGGUCCAGCAGCCGCCGCGCCAUUCGCCGCUCGACCACCACAACCGCGGCCACCAUCCAUUGCUGCACAACGCCGCGCACCAGUUGCACUUGCAGCAGCUACAGCAGGCCGGCGACUACCUGGUACAGCAGCACGGUAACGCGGGCGGCAGCAGUGGCGUGCUGCAGCAGGGCGGCGGCGGCGGCGGACGUAGGCCCGCGUCCGGCGGCCGCGUACAGUUCGUGCCGUCGUCCAAGCCUCGGGGCCUGGGGUCGUUCAUGCCGGCCGAGAUCCAACAGUACGUGCAGCACGGCGCGGUCGUCCAACAGCAACAGCAGCUGCAACACCAGCAGUUGCAGCACCAGCAGUUGCAGCACCAGCAAUAUCAUCAGCAGCAACACCAGCAACAGCAGCAGCAGCAGCAGCAGCAGCACGUGGAAUACGACGAUGACGAGAGCGGUGGUGGCCGUAGUGCACAGCCACCGGCUUACAACGUGAUACACUUGCGGGUGCCCGACCACCAUGAACCGAACGUCGUCAAGCACGUGGACAUCGACUUGGUCAACAACGUGGCCAAACUGCAGACCGGCGAAAAGCAACAGCCUGUCACCGCAAAUUUCAAGCGUACGCCAAAUUCGUUUACCGAACAUUUUCCAAGACACUCUACGCACAGCUUUCAGAUAUCGCAUAAUCCGUGA